Enterobius vermicularis (human pinworm) is the source of this 1281-nucleotide messenger RNA. The record is from the annotation of a GenBank genome assembly. Lineage: Eukaryota; Metazoa; Nematoda; Chromadorea; Rhabditida; Oxyuridae.
AUGAAAAUAUACAACGGUCAGGAAAAUUCUUGUGAACAGAACAAUUUCGAAAACAGUGAUAAAACCUAUAACGAUUAUGUUCAAGACCUUGAACACCCAAACAUAGAAACCGACAAUGUUAUCUUAUUAAUAGCAAAAAUGUCUGAAGAUGACGAUACUUUAUGUAACAGUGAGGAAUCAAAAGAUGCCACAGUCACCACCGAUACAAAUAAUCCAGAUCCAGUACAAAGCUUGUCGUUUGGUGGGAAAAUAAGGAAUCGUUUGGGUCUGAAACUGCUAAUUGAAGCAACUGAUAAGGCAGAUUCUGAAGUUGAUGGUCCAGAAGGGCAGGGUGUUUGGAAUCCCGAUGGAGCUGAAGACUCAUCGCCUUGUUCGCCACUAAGCGCAAGUAGCGGUUCCAGCACAGCCUCUGGCGACGAUUCUGGUUUUUCGUCAGAUGAAAACAGAUCAAAUGAAAAAACAUACAAGCUUGCGCGCACAAAAUCCUUACGCUCAGCACUCAAAUCACCAACCCAUGUUGGAAAGCAGAAGACAGUUCGUUUUGCUGACUCGCUGGGUCUCGAUUUGGUGCAAAAGACUUAUUUUGAAUCAGACGAUGUGCUAGAUCAUGAGUUCAUCUCACCGCUAACACUCACCCAAAAUCAAGAACGAUUUCAAAAAGUGUCAUGCUUAAAAUCAAUGAACAUUGGCAAUCGAUCAGAGGGCGAAAUCAGCCACUUGGCCCGUACAAAGUGCGUUUGUUUGAGCUCCAUCAGUAUCACGGACACAAACCUUUCCGGUAUUAUUCAUGUGCUGAACUUGGCAUGCGACAAGCAGGUUUGUGUCCGAUAUACCACUGAUAGUUGGGCAUCCUUCUCUGAAACUCGAGCAAUCUUUACUCGUUCAGUUGGGAGCGACGGAGCUGUAGAUUCGUUUAGUUUCUUCAUUGCACUGCCAAAUGACAUCCCUAUUGGCGCUACAUGUGAAUUCUGCAUCCGAUACAGCGUCAAUGACACAUCAUACUGGGAUAACAACUGCGGGGAAAACUACAAGUUACAAUGUGUUGGUGAAACAAGAGAAAAAAGGAUCACAGAAGUAGCACAAAAAUUCAAUUAUGUUAGAAAUUCCUCGGACAAAAAGAACGAGUAUGGCGGCCGCAGAAAGAGUUUUCUUGUCUGCGAUGAAGAUGAAGAUGAAGACUAUUACUAUUAUACGCCCUCGUAUAAUCUAAGUUCGGUGAAAAAAGGCUAUUUUGAACAGCGUUUUGGGUGUUCAUACGGUGAUCAUCUACACUUUUAUUAA